Molecule: messenger RNA, 1725 nt
Organism: Sinocyclocheilus rhinocerous
Lineage: Eukaryota; Metazoa; Chordata; Actinopteri; Cypriniformes; Cyprinidae
Product: annexin A2-like
Exons: 13
Coding region: 605-1585 (326 amino acids)
Cellular component (GO): plasma membrane; cytoplasm; nucleus
Molecular function (GO): calcium ion binding; phosphatidylserine binding; calcium-dependent phospholipid binding
Source: RefSeq, a predicted model, not a curated record
CUUGAGUUUAUGUACACAGUCACAUGCAAGUUCAAGUGCAAGCUCCACUAACGCCUUUGUUGACAUUAACAACACGUUCACACAUUUCUCAAAUUACAACCUGUUUUAUGCAGCGUUUAGCGACUAACAUCGAACUCUGUUUAAAUGUACAUCUACUUAUUCGAGAGUUCUCUUUCGAAGAAUCUUUGCAAUUCAGAGAUGGUUGUUUUGGGGUGGAAUCUAGUCAAUUGAUUCUUCCAGUUAUGCAGGUUUUUAAAGUUCUUGUGUGUAGUGUCAAGGUUACACCCAUGGGAUAUCUGAUCUGAUCUGAUCUAAGGUAUUGAGAGCUUGUUUGGUUUUAGACAUUUUGUGCUUUUUGCAGCAGAGGAGCCCGAGAAAUACGGCGUAUGGACGCUAUUUAUUUCUCAACAACGAUUUAAAACCUUGAGGUUUCAUCGUGCACUAUUUGAGGAGGACCAGGAGUCACCAAAAAAAAAAAAACCUUAAAAAAAAAAGCUGAAACUCGAUCUCACCUGAGACUGAAAUCUCAUAACAGACACUUCAAUUCUGAGUCUUCAGCAGUGCUGCUUGUGCAUAACUUCCUUUUACACUGACAAGUGCUGUCAUGGAGACAGAAGCUAAGUCACAGGAAACAUCUCCACUUAUGUCUGAAGGCAUGUGGUGGGGCACCCUGGGGUCUGUGCGGCCCUUCCCAAAUUUUCGUCCCGAGAGAGAUGUUACAGUCCUUCACACUGCACUGGAGAAGAAAGAUGUGAGCACAAUUGUGAGAAUACUAACUAAUCGUAGUAAUGCUCAGAGACGAUCUCUUGCCCUGGCGUACAAGAAUUUCUCACAAAAGGAAUUGGACGCAAGUCUCAAGAAGGUUCUUUCUGGUGAUCUGCAGUCUCUGAUACUUGGACUGAUGAUGAUACCAGAGCAGUUUGAGGCCCAUCGCUUACGCAAAGCCAUGGAGGGUGCUGGUACAGAUGAAGAAACUCUUUUAGAGAUUCUGUGCACUAGGACGCCACAGCAGCUCUCUGACAUCAGGGCUGCAUACAGUCAAGACUAUAAGCGGGAUUUGGAGAAAGACUUGAUAAGUGAAAGCAGUGGAGAUUUUUCAAAGCUCAUUGAGGCAUUGUUGAAGAAAGAGAACGGGCCAGGAAUUAUUGACCAGGAUAUAGCAACUUUAUCUGAGGAGCUGAAAAACAAGAAACCUGCAGCUGAUAUUUGGAUCAAAAUACUCACCACAAGAAACCCAGACCAUCUCAGAAUUGUGCUGGAAAAACUGGAGUUUGAGAAAGGCCAGACAGUGGAGGACGCUUUAGAGGGACAUUUUAAAGGAGUCCUCUCUGGAGACCUGAAAAAGGGCUUAAAGACUCUAGUACGAUGUAUACAGAACCAGUAUUUAUUCUUGGCACAACGGAUCCAAACUAUGAAAGCACCGGUGGUCCAGGGUGUGAUGGUGGCUCAUAGUGAGGAGGAUCUACUGAGAGUUAGAGUGGCAUACCUUCAGUCAACAGGAACUUCACUGUACACAGCCUUACAGAAGCAGUUUAAAGGUGAACUCCAGCAGGGUUUGCUGGCUAUAUGCCGUGCAGAAGAUUAGAAGAAAUGCUGUGUAUGACACAAAUGAUAAACAUUUAUGUGCACACAGUGAAAGCAUUCCAUUCAUUUUAAUUGCUAUUAAACAAAAGCUUUGUGUCUGAAAAUAAAUAAAUUCAGCACUGUCCUUUAUGAAUCCCUAUG